GCGGGCCGGCACACCCCGCUUAGGUGAAGGCGGCCGGCGGGGGAGGAGCGCGGCGGCUCAGAGCCGGCGGAGCGCUGCGGAGUCUCUGCCGUGCGCGCCCAGGGGCGGCCGAUGCCCCUCGCGCUCGCCGCUCCGCCGCCACAGCUGAGCCGCAUCUGGACCGGGCGCCGCGCGUCGGAGCCGACACCCGGAGAUCUCUAAGGGCUCCUCCCUGUGGUCCAGGCCGUGUUCUUAUCCUACCUUGUAGGCUCUCGGGCUACUUCACAGCCUUGACCUUCGCCUUCUCCCCAAGAAUAGGAAAACCUCAAGUCCCAUUAGCUGCUCCCUUGGACAGGUCUGCAAAGAGACAGGAAUAAAGCCCGAGCCCUAAUCUCAGCCCAGCCCUUGGGCAGAGCCUUACCCCUCCCCCUAAGAUUACCAGUACCCCGAAGAUUCAUCUGAGUAGCUUGCUGAGUGUGUAUGUGGUAGGGUCAGAGGCUUCCUCUAUUGCUCAGGAGGUGGAGGCAGGAGGAUGGCACCUACCUCCUUUUUGCUGUGUCGCCCUCUGUCGCCCAGUAGAGGCACAACUCUACCUGAACUGUUGGGCAUGGACUGAGCAGGCCACAAUGCUGCUUGGGGCGUCUCUGGUGGGGGCGCUGCUGUUCUCCAAACUGGUGCUGAAACUGCCCUGGACCCAGGUGGGGUUCUCCCUACUGCUCCUCUACCUGGGGUCUGGUGGCUGGCGCUUCAUCCGCAUCUUCAUCAAGACCAUCAGGCGCGAUGUCUUCGGCGGCCUGGUGCUCCUAAAGGUGAAGGCAAAGGUCCGACGGUACCUACGGGAGGGAAGGACCAUCCCCAUGAUGUUUUACUCGAUGGUACAGCGCCACCCAGACAAGACAGCCCUGAUCUUCGAGGGUACAGAUACUCACUGGACCUUCCGCCAGCUAGAUGACUAUUCUAGUAGCGUAGCCAAUUUCCUGCAGGCCCGUGGCCUGGCGUUGGGCGAUGUGGCUGCUCUCUUCAUGGAGAAUCGCAAUGAGUUUGUGGGCCUGUGGCUGGGUAUGGCCAAGCUGGGUGUGGAGGCUGCCCUCAUCAAUACCAACCUCCGGCGUGAUGCCCUGCGCCACUGCCUUGACACCUCCAAGGCAAAGAUCCUUAUCUUUGGCAGCGAGAUGGCCCCAGCGGUCUGUGAGAUCCAUGACAGUCUGGAUUCCUCACUAAGCCUCCUAUGCUCCGGCCCCUGGGAUCCCAGCGCAGUGCCUGCCAGCACAGAGCACCUGGACCCUCUGCUGGAGGAUGCCCCCAAGCACCUGACAAGUCUCCCUGACAAGGGCUUCACAGAUACGCUCUUCUACAUCUACACGUCAGGCACCACAGGGUUACCCAAAGCCGCCAUCGUUGUACACAGCAGGUAUUACCGCAUGGCUGCCCUGGUAUACUACGGAUUCCGCAUGCGGCCCAACGACAUUGUCUAUGACUGCCUCCCCCUCUACCACUCAGCAGGAAACAUCGUGGGAGUUGGCCAGUGCCUGAUUCAUGGCAUGACCGUGGUGAUCCGGAAGAAGUUCUCAGCCUCCAAGUUCUGGGACGAUUGUAUCAAGUACAACUGCACCAUUGUGCAGUACAUCGGCGAGCUGUGCCGCUACCUCCUGAACCAGCCAACCCGGGAGGCAGAGACCCAGCACCGGGUACGCAUGGCAUUGGGCAACGGCCUCCGGCAGUCCAUCUGGACAGAGUUCUCCAGCCGCUUCCACAUUCCCCAGGUGGCCGAGUUCUAUGGGGCCACCGAGUGCAACUGCAGCCUGGGCAACUUUGACAGCCAGGUGGGGGCCUGUGGCUUCAAUAGCCGCAUCCUGUCCUUCGUGUACCCCAUCCGGCUUGUCCGUGUCAAUGAGGACACCAUGGAGCUGAUCCGGGGCCCUGAUGGCGUCUGCAUUCCCUGCCAGCCAGGUCAGCCAGGCCAGCUGGUAGGCCGCAUCAUUCAGCAAGACCCGUUGCGCCGCUUUGAUGGCUACCUCAACCAGGGUGCCAACAACAAGAAGAUCGCUAAGGAUGUCUUCAAGAAGGGAGACCAAGCCUACCUCACUGGUGAUGUGCUGGUGAUGGAUGAGCUGGGCUACUUGUACUUCCGAGACCGCACGGGGGACACAUUCCGAUGGAAAGGCGAGAACGUGUCUACCACCGAGGUGGAGGGUACGCUCAGCCGCCUACUGAACAUGGCUGACGUGGCGGUGUAUGGUGUCGAGGUCCCAGGAACUGAGGGCCGGGCAGGAAUGGCUGCCGUGGCCAGUCCUACAGGCAGCUGUGACCUACAGCACUUUGCACAGGCCUUGGGGAAGGAGCUCCCCCUGUACGCCCGCCCCAUCUUCCUCCGCUUCCUGCCUGAACUGCACAAAACAGGCACCUACAAGUUACAGAAGACAGAGCUGCGGAAGGAGGGCUUUGACCCAGCCGUGGUGAAAGACGACCUCUUCUACCUGGACGCCCGGAAGGGCCGUUACGUCCCUCUGGACCAGGAGGCCUACGCCCGCAUCCAGGCAGGCGAGGAGAAGCUGUGAUCUGACCCCAUGUCCCUCUGAGGCCCAGCAGAGGCUGGGCCUAGAGCCGCAGCUUCUACUCGAGAGGGGUCAUGGGUGAUGCCAGACCAAAGCAAGCGGGGCCCGCACCUCCAUCCCAAGGUGCUGACCGCCUCCCUCCAAAACGUGACACACUGCCACCUCCCCGCUCUGCCAGGGGCUUUCCGUGAAAGCCUCCUCCUGUCCAUGUUCUGUCUCCUGGGCCAGGUGGAACCUGGGGGCCCCAGGCUGAGACUGAAGCACUUUCAAGACCAUGACUCGGGUUAGCCAGGGCAGGGAGAGACAGGUCACCAAGCUCCCUCCAGAAAGCAGGGAGCUUGUAAAUAGGACCAAGGCAGAAGUCCUCAAACUCAGGAAGCCAACAGAGAGCAAGGGAGUGGCCACCCAGCAGGUGGCCAGGAGAUCCUGGCUCCAGAACCACUCAAGUGGCAUUCAACCCUGCUCGAGUCUCCAAGACUGGAAGAGGAGGGCCACCCAGCAUGGCUGCCCGUGUCCCCUCUUCAGCAGAAAGUCACGACAGUGUCCCUUGUCUCUGCACACUCCUGCAUACUUGUCUCCCUGAGGUCUGCCUGGCGGUCCCUAAGGUGGGACAUUUCUAUCUGUCACCUCCAUCCUCGUCUUGGCCUGACUAUGAGAGGAGGAAGCUUGGGGUGGGGGGGGUGGGCUCAGGGGCCAAUAAACUCUGCCUCGUCUCCUCUUAGUCUGUGUG
This is a messenger RNA of Perognathus longimembris pacificus (Pacific pocket mouse), 3264 nucleotides long. It is a transcript of the gene Slc27a4, whose product is annotated as solute carrier family 27 member 4. Bases 606 to 2537 code for a protein of 643 amino acids. Lineage: Eukaryota; Metazoa; Chordata; Mammalia; Rodentia; Heteromyidae. The transcript has 15 exons. The record is from RefSeq and is a predicted model, not a curated record. Gene Ontology annotation, biological process: long-chain fatty acid import into cell; response to nutrient; medium-chain fatty acid transport. Gene Ontology annotation, molecular function: long-chain fatty acid transmembrane transporter activity; long-chain fatty acid-CoA ligase activity. Gene Ontology annotation, cellular component: microvillus; plasma membrane; endoplasmic reticulum membrane.